AUGGCCGACGUGAUUCUACAAACAAGUGGGAUCAAGGAACUGCUGGAGGGAUUGCCAGCUGGGAAGUUGUUGAUUUGGCUUCUGUACACGGACAGCGGUGGGAGCACCAACAGCCAACAGCUAUGGCGUGGGGGGCACCUUACUGAUGGACCGAUCGCCAAUUCGCAUAAGGUCAUCUUCUGGCGUGGCAGGUGCAGAGUGCACCAAGCAGCGACAAUCGCUAGAGAGUCGGGCGAGAUGUGUAUGAUGGGAGCCAAUAUCGACCCAAAAUGCUGGGAAAAGCGGACGCGUUUGGUUUUGGUGGCACUUUAUGGGGGUACAGCUAUAGGCUACUUUGUCACAAGUCAAAGCUUCCAGCUUUCUCUUCAUCGUUUUCAAGUGCUGACUGCGUCUCCGUUUCUAGUUUUUUUUGUGGACCUUGCUCACGAUCUUCUCGUCACCUCGUCCAGGUGA
Amoebophrya sp. A25 is the source of this 453-nucleotide messenger RNA. Lineage: Eukaryota; Dinophyceae; Syndiniales; Amoebophryaceae. The record is from the annotation of a GenBank genome assembly.